AUGAAAAGAAAGCAUACAUUAUUAUUAAGGAAGGUUGUAGCAGAGUAGAAUUAAAUGAGUUGGCCAUUUGCAGAUUAAGACUUACAUUCCAGUAAUAUAUUUCAAAGUACAAAAUCAGUAAUCAAUUAGCUUAGAGUCCUGAUUAUCAAAUUUUAGACUUUAGUCAUAAAAAUUCAACUAAUGAAAUUUUAUCUCGAUCAAUAGUGGGCAAAGUGGAUACUUUCAAUAAAUAAGCUAAUGAUCUUGAAAAACCUAUUCGUUUUAGUUAACCUGUAAAGUUAUCUAAUAUGUAAAAGAGGAUUAAAAGAAGUUAUAACAUUUGCAUAUACUUUUAGCCAAUACUAAUGAACCAUCAAGUCUAAAUUCAUCUUAUAGAAGCAAAAAAAAUAUAACAAAUUAAUAGCAUGUAAUAUAAAAAACAGGAGAUGCUAAUUUUGAAGUACUUGAUAAAUAUGAGUUAAUAUAAACUAUGGAAAAAAUAUAGAAAAUAAUUAAGAAUAAUGAAAAAUAUGCCUAAGAUUAAUUGUAAAAAAUUUCAGCAACAGAAAAAAUAUUGAAAACUCAACAUUAAAGAGCACUAAAUAAACAUGAAAAAUAAUUGUAAGUAUGGAAUGAAUUAUCAACUAAAAUAAGUACUCGUAUGAAAAAUAAUUCAAACACUUUAAUUGAAAGAUAGGCUUGUAUUUUAUUUUAUAGAAUAAUUAGAGUAUAGAUCUAGGUUAGACUCUCUUGAAAUGUUUGAAGAAUUGAAGCCUGAAGAAUCAAAAAAUCCAGUUAUAACAUGGCAUCAAAGACUAAGAUCUCAAUAUAGACCUUAAGUAUAUAAUGUUUGUUUAUAUAAUAGAAAGUUAUUUAAAAAGAAGAAUAGGAAAGAUUAUAACUAAAAUAAGAUCUAUUACAAUAAAUACCAAGUAGGGAACUAUUAGAGAUACCUAAUCCAUAGAAAUUGAUUUCUGAUAUCAAAAAUAAAAAUGGUUAUGACAAGGGUAGAUCUGUAUCUGAUUAUAACGGAUUAAAAGUAAAAUACUGAGAAAAAAUUAGUUAGUGGGUUUGAGUGUCUAUGAUUAAGAAUUAAACUCCUUGAAGAAAGAUUAAUCUCAAAUACAAUAGCAAUACUAUUAUUAUAAAGUUCCAAAAGAAAUUAAAAUAGGAGAGGAAAAUCUAUGA
Molecule: messenger RNA, 1167 nt
Organism: Paramecium pentaurelia
Lineage: Eukaryota; Ciliophora; Oligohymenophorea; Peniculida; Parameciidae
Source: the annotation of a GenBank genome assembly